This is a messenger RNA of Geosmithia morbida, 702 nucleotides long. RefSeq lists its product as uncharacterized. The record is from RefSeq and is a predicted model, not a curated record. The transcript is spliced from 2 exons. NCBI's taxonomy places the organism in Eukaryota, Fungi, Ascomycota, Sordariomycetes, Hypocreales, Bionectriaceae. The coding region runs from base 1 to 702 and encodes 233 amino acids.
AUGUCGAAACCAGGUAAAUGUUGGUUCCUACCAAUCGAUCUAGAAGUCCUAAUCAUUAGUAGUAUAGCUUCUGUCGCACAGAACACAAACUCUGUCACCAGCGCACUACCCUCUAAACAGACAAGCGAUGCCACCCUCGGAACGCGGAUCGAAGCCAGCCGCGUCGACGGUAGCAGCCAGACCAAGCGGAAUGGCUCUCAUCGACGUGAUUCCUACCAAAAUGUUGCCUCCGCCCAAGCAGGUGCUGACGACAACGGGGAUGAUACCACCGGGUCUUCAGACCUCUGGAGUGCAGCAUACCGUGAGGCGGUUGAAAGCCUCAAGGGAGAUGUAGACGUCGUUAUUCUCAACAGCAACAAUGUCGCGCAGCUGUUCAGGAAACUUGACCAGCUUGACAAGGAAGCAAAUCAGGAGUCUGCUUUCCUGAGAGGAGUUAAGUAUCUGCAAUCUGUCAAGGUACCGCUUGAGAGAUUCAAGCUAGCACUAGACCUAGCCAGCCCUCUGACAAACCUGGAACCAACCGCGACGACGGUUUUUGGCGUAGUCCGGAGUAUAACUGCGAUCGCCAUCAGCCUCGCAGGUGCUGACUUGGAAUUUGCUAAGCAAAUCGGGGAGAUGCUGGAGCAGAUCUCCUACAUCGACGAUUGCGACACGCUCGGUCAAAAAGCUGACCGGGCUGACAUUCACAGAGUAAGCGUAUAG